AAGUGGCAAAGAAUAAAAUCGCAGUGCUGCCAAAACGACACCGACGGCUGUCCAUUCCAUUCCUUCAACGGGCUCGACACAUGCUCAUUAUUCGUUGAGACCUCAUCGUUGGCUGCUUGGAAUGGCGGAAUAAACCCUUAUAACAUGUACGCCAGUUGUGUCAAUCAACCUGGUACCACCCCUCAACCUGGUACCACAGUAUCCACUCGAUUCCGACUUGAAUACAAACAACGAACCGGGAAAGAAUUGGAUACUUCGCAGUUGUCCACAGUACCAUGCAUGAACGAGACUGCUGUGACGACAUAUCUGAAUCGUCCAGAUGUGCGACGAGCACUUGGAAUUCCUACCUCUCUUGGACCGUGGGCAAUCUGCAGUGGCGAUAUCGACAUGGCCUGCAAUUUCCUGAUGGGACAACGGUUUUCACGCAAGCUCGGCUUGAAGGAGAUUGCCGCUAAGAAGCACUAUAUUGUUGACGGACAAAUCGCCGGUUUUCACACACAUUACGAUGGUCUUCAUUUCGUUACAGUUAGGGGCGCUGGUCACAUGGUUCCUACAGACAAGCCGUCAGUUGCGUAUCACAUCAUCAACUCGUUCCUGUUCGACCAGUCAUUUUGA
This is a messenger RNA of Ostertagia ostertagi, 615 nucleotides long. Lineage: Eukaryota; Metazoa; Nematoda; Chromadorea; Rhabditida; Trichostrongylidae. The record is from the annotation of a GenBank genome assembly.